This is a messenger RNA of Candoia aspera, 4676 nucleotides long. It is a transcript of the gene PFKFB3, whose product is annotated as 6-phosphofructo-2-kinase/fructose-2,6-biphosphatase 3. Gene Ontology annotation, biological process: fructose 2,6-bisphosphate metabolic process; fructose metabolic process. The coding region runs from base 123 to 1694 and encodes 523 amino acids. The record is from RefSeq and is a predicted model, not a curated record. The transcript is spliced from 15 exons. Gene Ontology annotation, molecular function: fructose-2,6-bisphosphate 2-phosphatase activity; ATP binding; 6-phosphofructo-2-kinase activity. Gene Ontology annotation, cellular component: cytosol. NCBI's taxonomy places the organism in Eukaryota, Metazoa, Chordata, Lepidosauria, Squamata, Candoiidae.
AAAGCGCCCCCUUUUGUGUUCUUCCCUCUCCAUCCCUCCCUCCCUGCAUCCUCGUCCCGCCCGGCGGCCGUGCAUCCGCAACGAAGGUGGAGUCGGAGCGCGGCGACACCUGGCUGGUAAAGAUGCCCAUGGAGCUGACGCAGAGCCGGAUCCAGAAGAUUUGGCUGCCGCCUGACAAUCACCCGACGCUGCCGCGCAGAUUAUGUGGUCCGCAGCUCACCAAUUCCCCUACUGUAAUUGUGAUGGUUGGACUCCCGGCUCGUGGGAAAACCUACAUUUCCAAAAAACUCACCCGCUACCUCAACUGGAUUGGUGUGCCAACAAAAGUGUUUAACGUUGGUGAGUAUCGCCGUGAGGCUGUGAAACAUUACAGUUCUUACAACUUCUUCCGUCCUGACAAUGAGGAAGCUAUGAAAGUCCGCAAACAAUGUGCCUUAAGUGCCCUGAGAGAUGUCAAGCUCUAUCUGUCUGACGAAGGUGGUCAGAUUGCGGUUUUUGACGCCACCAAUACAACGCGCGAGAGAAGAUCAAUGAUCUUGAAUUUUGCCAAAGAAAAUGGAUACAAAGUGUUCUUCAUUGAAUCCAUCUGCAAUGACCCAACUGUGGUUGCUAGUAACAUCAUGGAAGUCAAGCUGUCCAGCCCAGAUUAUAAGGACUGCAACUCGACUGAUGCUAUGGAAGAUUUCAUGAAGAGAAUCAGCUGCUAUCAAUCCAGUUACCAGCCUCUUGAUCCAGACAGAUACGACAGAGAGUUAUCGCUUAUCAAAGUGAUUGAUGUUGGUCGAAGAUACCUGGUGAACAGGGUGCAAGAUCACAUCCAAAGUCGAAUUGUCUACUACCUGAUGAACAUCCAUGUACAGCCUCAUACCAUCUACUUGUGUCGACACGGCGAGAGCGAAUUCAACCUCAAAGGGAGGAUUGGGGGUGACUCGGGGCUCUCCAGCAGGGGCAAGAAGUUUUCCAGUGCACUGAAUAAUUUUGUCCAAGAGCAAAACCUGAAAGAUCUCAGAGUUUGGACCAGCCAUCUAAAGAGGACAAUCCAGACGGCAGAAGCUCUUGAUCUGCCCUACGAGCAGUGGAAGGCUUUGAAUGAAAUUGACGCUGGUGUGUGCGAAGAGAUGACCUAUGAUGAAAUCAAGGAAAAGUAUCCAGAAGAAUUUGCCCUACGCGACCAGGACAAGUACUAUUACCGCUACCCGUCCGGAGAGUCCUAUCAAGAUCUGGUGCAGAGGCUGGAGCCCGUGAUCAUGGAGCUCGAAAGGCAGGAAAACGUCCUUGUGAUUUGUCAUCAGGCUGUCAUGCGGUGCCUGUUGGCUUACUUCCUCGACAAAAGCGCAGAAGAAAUGCCGUAUCUGAAAUGUCCUCUCCACACAGUCCUGAAGCUGAGUCCUGUAGCUUACGGUUGCCGAGUGGAAUCCAUUUAUUUGAACGUUGAAGCUGUGAACACUCACCGGGACAGACCAGAGGAUGCAAAGAAGGGCCCUAAUGCGCUCAUGAGACGCAAUAGUGUCGUCCCUCUGGCCAGCCCCGAGCCCAUCAAAAAACCUCGCAUGAACAGGUUUGAGGAACACGCUCCUGCUUCUACUGCAGUGCCAGUCUGUACCUGCCUCCCCCCGGAAGGGCCGGUCCAGCUUCCCGGACAAGUUGGUUCUCUUCUUUCGUUGAACCUGAACUGUCCCCACACGCAAUCUUGAACGUCUUUCGGCAGAGUUGCAGGAACCGCGGGCGGAAGCCGAGUGCCGCGGCGUCACCUGUCUCCGAAACUUGCAGUCCGCGCCACGUCUCCGUUCAACUCCAGGUGUAACUUUUGUUGGUGAUCUCCCAUCACUGGUUAUCCUGCCUUCUUGGACUAAAGAAAAUGGAGCUGUGGAAAGAGGAAACACCAGGAAAGACGAGAGAGAAAGGGAGAGAGAGAUGGGGGGGGGGGGAAAGGAAGAGACUUACUUCAUCAGCAUAUAAACUCUGGAUCCGAACCUGAUUUUAAAGCAGUUUUUUUCUUCAUCUGCCCCACUUUGGGAGACUAGCAAGCACCAAAGUGCUCCUCUGCGCACCACAUGUCCUAAGUCUCGGUGGUGGUUAUUCUUUUUCCCUUAAGCAACAAGCCUGCCUUGCAGAAAAACGCUGGGCAGAUGCCAGCGUGUCUAAGAUAAAGGCUCAGGUGGGUUGUAGGUGGGCUGCAGCUAAGACACUGCCGGAGGGGAGAUAAAAUGGCUCUUGGUGAUAUCCGUGGGUUCGUUCCAUCGUGUUAGUUUCACCUCGGAUCUUCGCUGCGGGAGUCUCCCAUAAUUUUAGAAUUUUAGCUCUCGUGUUGCACCGGCCCGAGAGAGAGCUGAUAGCUUGCUCACGGGGCCGGCAGAGAAGAGGAACGGGGGCCAAAUGUUUGGAAGACCCGUUGUGAAAGGGCGUUUGUGGUUCCGCAGAGCGUACGCACAAGCCGCGCUUUGUAAGUUAGAGCCUCCCGUCUUUUCCAGGGGCGCAUCAAACGUUCCGUCCCCCCAAACCUCCCAGUCCCCGCAUGGGAGUUUUGGGUGACGUGACGUGACAUGACACUUUGCGCACCCUUACUUCUUUUCUUGGGUGGCUGGGGGACCUUCCACUCUGGCAGGACCCCAGCCCAUUUUAAAGUCCAGUGUUAGGGAUGCCCUGGUCAUCUUUUCAGCCCCGUGGGUGUGGUUCUGCCCCCUCUUGUGCCCCCCCUUUUUUGGUGUGUGGGUGUGGGAAAGUCUGUUUGGAGACCAGCGAAGACUUAACGUGCAUAUUUAUGCGCAAACGGCUAAUGGUGCAAACAGGGUGUGUUCGUGGCUACCAAGGGGUGAGCCUUCGGUCACUCGUGGAGGCCUGCAAGUCAGAGCCCACAGGGCUGUUUUUCAAGCUUCCCACUCUGUGAGUGAGCCACUGGAAAUAGUUUCCCUCUUUGACCUUCCCAUUUGAGGCUCCAAAAUGCAUCCUGUCUUGGAAAGUUUUUAUAUCAAGGAGAGGGAGAGCAGCCCAGGGCUCGCUCUCUUCCUGAUGUGGCCAAUAAAAGUUGAACGGUGAAGAGCACGUGGUGUACCCCAGUGCAUUAGAAUAGCAUGUAAGAGCAAGGUGGAUGUUGGUUUCUUUGGGUGAGUUGCUUAGGGACCCCCCUUUCUCACUGGUUGAAAUAUUAUUAACAGUGGUGGUAGUAGUAUUUUCAAUGAUCAUUUUGCUAGUUUUGAAGUUCACCAGGGCAAGUUCGCCUGCCUUCCGACCAGAACUUCUCUUGCCGAUUUUUCAGCCAUUCUUUGUUUCCCAGUUGCCCCCCAAACUGGAGUCGUCAACUGACAGCAGGCUCGAAUAAAGUGGAAAGCUAAAAAACAAAACAAAACCAUAAUUUAAAAUGGCUGGACUUAAUUAGGUCUUUGGAGACUUGAUGUCCUUCAACUGAACUGAGCUGCAACUCCCAUUGUGCAGUGGGUGUGCCUGGCCAGCUGGGAACGAGGGGAGUUGUAGUCUCGAGCUUUGGAAAGGGAAGCCGAUGCCAACGUGAUGCUACAGUGUGAGCAAAGGCCGAAAAGAUGCAGCCAGUAGCCCUGUUUUGCACGUAAACCCCCUUUACCUGAAUUGUUCUGCCAAAGGCUCUUCAGGAUCUGCAAACGUACGGGCUGCACAGCUUGUGGGCAGGAGGAAGGCAGCCAGUUGCCUUGUGUGCUAAUCUUGCAGGGCAAUAAAGGUGGUUUUAUUUCCAAAAUAAAAUAAAGGAUUGCUUGUGCAAGGCCCAGAGUGUUGACUUGCUAAUCCGAGAUGGUUUAUAUGUGUAUAGCAAUGCUACAUGUAAAUGAAAGGCUCUUUCUGCUUGUUAAGAUAAUUUGGUUUGGUUUGGUUUGGUUUUUUUAAAGGCAUUCUUUAUUUUGAAUGUUUUUGGAGCUUGUCUAUGCCCGAGCCCAUGAGAUUAAUCUUUUUUUCUUUAAAUAAUAGUUGUUGAAGGGUGAAGGACCUCAUCUCCGACCCAGCAAAUAUUUCCUUUUGAAAUUCUGCCCCCCACCCCAAACCUGGCCCUUUUUGACCCUCCCCGAAAAUCUCCCUGACAAAUUGCAUCUUGCAUCCUGAGAUAAAUGUUUUAGGCCAACCAUUUCUUGAAAAUAUUCUCCACCUGAAAGAGAUGGAGAUGGGGAAGGGGGGAAUCAUAAGGGUUUCUCCCGCCCCUCUUUGGAAUACUGAGGUCUCAGAACAAAAUGGAUUAUUCCUGCAUGGGGCUGUUUGAAAGGAAGGGGAAAGCUCAAAAGGCCGGUAUUGUGGUAUUGUUGACUGGCGGGUUUUUCUGUUUUUAGGCUGUGGUGGAUGAGAGUGGGGCAUAGCACGGAAAUCCCCGUGGAAUGGGGGAAACACCGUUUAAAACCACACCAAUGAUUCCUCCUUGGGUUGGGCUUUUUCCUUUGAUACUUGAAUUUAUAUUUUUUAUCAUUUUCAACAGCAAAAGGCUAUUUAUUUAUUUAAUUGAUCCUGCAGAACCACGGAGUCCCCCCCGCAAUCUGUGUGACAUUCAAUUGUGUGUGGAUGUGUGUAUGUCCAGAAUGAUUUUCCCCUCUUCUGUUCUCCGCCCCGUGCCCACCACCCCCGGAGGUGAAGAACAGUGCGGCUUAUAAAACAGGUCUGCCUUUUGGAAAUUUGUAUAUUUUGCCGUUGCCGGACCAAUUAAAUACCAUCUUUAACUAGAA